AUGAAUAGGGUUUCACGUAUUUACGGCAAUUUACUCGAAGUUUUCAGGGCAUGUGGUGUGGAGACCAUUCAAUCGUCUGUGUUGUUCAAGCAGACCUAUCAAAGAGCGUUCGACAAAGAUGCCAACGGUCAGCUGAAAAUGGGAUUCAACGCGACGAUGGAGGUGAAGACAGGCAAUGGCCUACGCAUCGAAGGUGUCCUCGGAUGUUGUGCAAGUGGUAACGUCCGCAACGCGUGUGUUUCCGAUACGGAAAUGGGCAUAGGAGGGACAUGUCAGUGGAAGUUCUGCUCACUUACGCCAAGGACAACACUAUGUGUACUUUUCGAGAUAUCAGCGCAGGUACGUUGA
Molecule: messenger RNA, 348 nt
Organism: Cooperia oncophora
Lineage: Eukaryota; Metazoa; Nematoda; Chromadorea; Rhabditida; Trichostrongylidae
Source: the annotation of a GenBank genome assembly